Molecule: messenger RNA, 3479 nt
Organism: Saccostrea echinata
Lineage: Eukaryota; Metazoa; Mollusca; Bivalvia; Ostreida; Ostreidae
Product: DDB1- and CUL4-associated factor 6-like
Exons: 18
Coding region: 77-3184 (1035 amino acids)
Biological process (GO): positive regulation of transcription by RNA polymerase II
Cellular component (GO): Cul4-RING E3 ubiquitin ligase complex; cytoplasm
Molecular function (GO): protein binding
Source: RefSeq, a predicted model, not a curated record
UUUCGGAAAGAAUGGCAGAGUGAAAACAACAAACAAACGUCAAUGAGGACCUGCUGCGUAAAAGUGUCUGCAAAUUAUGUUUAAGAUUUUACAAGAUAGAUAUUAUGGCUUAGAGAGUAGACAAAAAUUAUACAAUGCAGCAAAAGGGAAUAUUGAUUUUGUGCAACGACUGAAACUACAUAACAAGAUAGAAGUUCAUUCUGGAUGUGUGAACACAAUUUGCUGGAAUGAAACAGGACAGUAUCUCCUGUCUGGAUCUGACGACCAGCACCUGAUUAUAUCAGAGCCAUUCACUGGAAAGUUCACAUCUGUGAGAUCAGGACAUAGGGCAAACAUAUUCAGUGCCAAAUUUUUACCGUACACUAGUGAAAGGAUUGUAAGCUGCUCUGGUGAUGGAAAAAUCUGUUACACUGACGUGGACACAAGCUCAAGAACUAAUGUUUUUGACUGUCAUUUUGGAACUACAUAUGAGGUGGUAGUUAUUCCCAGUGAGUCUUCCACCUUUCUGUCUUGUGGAGAGGAUGGCACGGUCCGCUGGUUUGACCUCAGGGCCAAGACGUCCUGUCAAAGGGAGGAUUGUAAGGAGGACAUUCUUAUAAACUGCCGGCGAGCUGUUACGUCUUUGGUUGUUAACCCCCUGAUUCCCUAUGAACUGGGCAUUGCAUGUGCUGACAGUUCUGUGAGAAUAUAUGACAGGAGAAUGCUGGGAACCAGAGCCUCAGGUUCCCACAGUAGUAAAGGUAUCACAGGAAUGAUCUGUAAAUUCACUGCACCAACCCUGUCCAACAGGCCGCAUAGGAUUACCUCCCUUGCUUACAGUCCCAAUGGAGAUGAUAUUCUGGUCAGCUAUUCCUCAGAAUACAUCUACCUGUUUGGAUCAAGGGAUUAUAAAACCAAGAAAUUACAGGCACCUGCAGAGAUCUUUAAAAAGACAAAACACAGGGGUGAUCAAAUACCAAAGAAAUUCAAAUCAUCUGACUUGUUAGCAGACAUGCCAUCUACAUCUAAGGCACCACCUAAAGCCAAAGAAACUGACCCCCAACCAACCCCCAGGAGUCCCUUAGUCCCCCCAGCUGACCUUCCCCCAUCCAGCACUCCUCCUCAUACCUCCUCUUCACCUAGACAGUCCACUUCUGAGGGGGUCACUUCCAUGUUACUACCCCAGAACCCAUCAGGGUCAGGCUCAUCACUAAGGCAACCACCAAUCAAAAGACUUCGUCUCCGUGGAGAUUGGUCUGACACUGGACCUCAUGCCAGACCUGAGAGUGAGCGACAGACAAAUGAACAACCAGACAGACAGACCACUAUUAUGCAGAGAAUGUCGGACAUGCUGACACGAUGGUUAGAUGGUAACCUAAGAAGACAGGAGGAGGAUGGGAGGGAAGAGGGAGGUGAUGAAGUCCAGGGAGCCAAUUCUGAAGAUCAGGCCUCGGGGGGUCAGGCUGAGGAAAAUGGAACUGAAGGAGGUGAUGAAAUUGUCAGGGAACCCUCUGUUGUUGAAGAAAUGGAAACAGAAAACACCCCUGACAGUGAUAGAUUACAAAAUUUUUCAUCACAUCAAGAUUCCAGUGUAGAAAACCAAGACAACGUCAGCUGUGGAGACAAUCUUCAGUCGGUCUGUGAUAAACCUAAUGUCAAUUCCAAACCAAGUGCAAUACCUAAACCCAGUAGUCUUUCCCGAUCCCAGACAGCUGUGUCAGACAGUGGUGUUAAUGUUACUCAAUCUGGUCCUUCUGAGGCAUCCAGAGGGAUAGCAAAUCAUGAGCAAAUUUGGGGGCCCCAAGAAGGAAGGAAUAUUAUUUCAGGUGAGCAGAGGAGGCACCAGGCAGGAUUAUUGGUUGAGGAGGAGCCAGUAAUUAGUCUGCAUUACUCCUCUGAGGGCACCACCAGCAGUACAGUCAGACUUGGUUUUGCCAGAUUUGAAAAUUUAGAAGCUGGUAUUCUACAGAGAAGUGCUGAGAAUGCUUCAUUACAGCCUUUAGUCAGAGAGACAACUCCAACAGGAAAUAGAGACUUAGAGAGCCACACUACUGAGGUGACUACUCAAAUGGGAAAUUCUGUGAAAGAUAAUAAAGAGGAAAAUAGAGACUCUGUUGGUUUUUCUGAUUCUACAGACAGUAGUGAUAUUUUUGACAGUGAUUCUUGUUCUGCUGAGUCAGCAAAAGUGGAUUCUGGUGAGCAGUGUGAAAGUGCUGAAGGUAAGGAAGGAGCUGAUUCUAUAACUGAAUCUCAUGAAACUAAAAAUGUUAGUAAAACUCUUGCUGAGUCAGGCUCUGACAAUCAACCUUCAACCAGCUCAGAGGGUCAACCAAGGAGAGCAGGUCGACGAGACGCCAGCGCAGCUGUGAAAGAGAAGAUAAGACAGAUUGGACGGAUGAGGAUUUUAGAAAGACUUUGUAGGGAGGGGGUAUCUGGAUCACAGCAGGACAGACACACAGAUGAUGGUGGAACUUCAGAAGAGGAGGAGCUGCCAGUUCCUAGGGGCAUCAGUCAUACAGAUGACCGGACAACAGGUAGUGUAGCUGCAGGAGGUUCAGAAGAAAGUAGAACGGGGACGACUCCUCACUCAGGUCAGGAGGAUGUAGGAUCAGAUGAGGAAGGGGAAGGUCAAAGGGACACCCUGGAGAGACACAUUACCGCCAUCAGACUACAGGAGCUGUACAAAAAACGCCAGGAGGAGAGAGAGAAUGAGGAGAUAGAGAUGAGGAGCAUCCACCAGCCCCUCCACAAAAUCAAGUUCAAAGGUCAUAGGAAUGCUCGAACAAUGAUAAAGGAAGCUAACUUCUGGGGUGACCAGUUUGUAAUGAGUGGUUCGGACUGUGGCCACAUCUUUAUCUGGGAUCGAUACACCGCUAAGCUAGCCAUGCUUCUGGAGGCUGACCGUCAUGUUGUCAACUGUCUACAACCACAUCCUUAUGAUCCAAUUUUAGCCUCCAGUGGUAUAGACUAUGACAUCAAACUGUGGAUGCCUUUAGAGGAAAAUCCAAAGUUUGAGGAAGAGGUAGCAGCUGAGAUCAUGAGACGUAAUGAAGUGAUGCUGGAGGAGACACGAGACACCAUUACUGUUCCUGCUGCUUUUAUGCUGCGUGUUUUGGCCUCCCUCAACCAGAUCAGAGCAGGUCGUGCAUCCUCCAACAGUGAAGCUGUGGCUGAAAAUGACAGUUCAUCCAGUGAUUCCGAGUGACUCCAUCAAUUACUGAUUCAACAUAUGUCUUCUAUUCUUUAUGACUUUCAAUUUGCAAGAUGUUUUGUUAAAGACUCUCAGUAUGCGAAAAGCUGAAUAGAGUCAGCUUGAAGUGUGAUUCUGAAUUACUGAGGUUGCUUUGAUGAUUUUGAGUGUUAUUUUAAACUCUCAUGUACAUUUAUACAUUGUUUCAGGCUUUAUUAAAAUACCUUACAGGUUACCUGUGUGUGAUUUUAAAUAUGUUGACAUUGUUGCUGAUUUUAUGCUUUAAAGCAAAAUAAAAAGAUCAGUUCAG